Orbicella faveolata is the source of this 2614-nucleotide messenger RNA. Its product is annotated as potassium voltage-gated channel subfamily A member 7-like. The record is from RefSeq and is a predicted model, not a curated record. Gene Ontology annotation, molecular function: delayed rectifier potassium channel activity. Lineage: Eukaryota; Metazoa; Cnidaria; Anthozoa; Scleractinia; Merulinidae. Gene Ontology annotation, biological process: potassium ion transmembrane transport; action potential; protein homooligomerization. Gene Ontology annotation, cellular component: voltage-gated potassium channel complex; membrane.
AGCCUAUAAACUGUUUGUAUUGUAAGUGAUCUGGUGUUUAGCGUAAAGAAUUUUUCUUGAAUUGUCUUCCGCAUCAACAAGGUAGGUAGUCUGCCCGAGAGUUUAGCAGAACAAGCUCAGAAUUAGAAAGAAUCUUGUAGGCAUGCCAUCAAAAUUUCAACCACGAAUACAUAAAGACGCUCAAGAAGAACAUUGAUUUCAUCAUUUGGAAUAUCAAUUACUGUUACAUAAUUAGAUCGUAAUGAUUUAUUCAGAUUUGAGGUGCUUAGCGAGGUGAACCGCAAGUCAGCGAAAAGGACAUCGAUUUCUCCGACACAGAAAUUAUGUUUGUUAGUGGCAAAGUGGUCAAGGAUUGUAACUACUCGUGUAAGAGGGAAAGAAACGCUCCAAAGAGCUGAACGAAUGUUUACAGCAGCCUAAUGCGCAGUGCAAUGAUACAAAUAUGUUUUAGUCCGGCCAAAUUGAACUCAUGAAUUUGAAAUGGCUUUUGGCUUCUGAAGGAAUGCGAGCGUUACAAGCAUAAAUUUAGUGCAGUGCAGUGCAGACAGGAAAAAUAUGGAGGGACUUCUCACCUUGGGCCUUGAUUCCAACGAAAACGAACCUGAACUUACAACAGUGGCGAACAGGGUUAGUUCGGUUCGUCUCAUGUCCGGCUCCAAUGACGCACACAGAGGGCCAAGGGUUGUAAUAAAUAUUUCUGGACAACGAUACGAGACGUACGUAAAGACGCUUGAAUCGUUUCCUGAAUCACUUCUUGGAGACAAAGAAAGAAGAAAGGACUUCUAUGAUCCUGUCAACAAUGAAUAUUUUUUUGACCGCAACCGUAUUUGUUUCGAGUCGAUACUAGCUUACUAUCAAACAAACGGAAUCCUAAUACGGCCACCUAACAUCCCUCGAAAGGUAUUUAUAAGCGAUGUCCGCUUCUUUGAUCUCGGAGCAAAGGCUCUAGUUCAAGCCGGCGAUGGUUUAGAACAGCCCACCGAGACAGCUCAACGUCCUUUACCGAAAAAUAAACUACAGAGGAAAGUCUGGGAGCUGUUUGAACAUCCAGACACCUCAAAUUUCGCGCGAGGAAUCGCAAUUUGGUCUGUGUGUAUAAUUGUUCUAUCGAUAGUUCUUUUCUGCGUGGAGACUUUGCCACAGUUUCAGGAAGAUCCUGCUCAAAAAACAAACGAAACGACGAAUUCUGCAACGUCAAAAAAGAAAACAGACGAUCCGUUCUUCGUGAUUGAAGCCUUUUGUAUUGGCUGGUUCAGCUUGGAGUAUGUCAUUCGCCUUGUGUUUAGCCCCAGCAAGUGGAAAUUUUUCAUCUCAGUUUUGAACAUUAUCGACCUAGUGUCGAUUAUACCAUUCUAUAUAACUUUGCCCAUGGAGGACUCGGCCAACGUUUCCUCACUCGCUGUUCUUCGUUCCGUACGACUUGUGCGAGUUUUCCGAAUUUUUAAGCUGUCGCGUUACUCGCGAGGACUUCAAAUACUUGGGCACACGCUGAAAGCAAGUUUGCGGGAAUUAGGGCUGCUGUUUUUCUUUCUUUGCAUGGGAGUUGUUUUGUUCUCCAGCGCUGUUUAUUACGCAGAAAUCAGCAAUGAGGAUGGAAAUGAUUUCCUAAGUAUUCCUCAUUCAUUUUGGUGGGCCAUUAUCACCAUGACCACUGUAGGCUAUGGAGACAUAACACCCAAGACUCUAGGUGGAAAGUUAGUUGGGUGUUUCUGUGCCAUCACAGGCGUGUUAGCCAUUGCUCUCCCUGUCCCGGUCAUAGUGUCUAACUUUGCUUAUUACUACUCAAAAGAGAACGGCAGGCAAUCAAAUAUAGACGACGAAGAGGAAGAAGGUGAAAUAGAAGAGGAACGUGAGGCCAAGGAAAGCGAAACAAAGAAGAAAGGCCUACUACUUAAUUGCACUGGAAAGAAAUCCCAAAAGAAUAAAGGGGAUGUAAAACAAAGAAAGAGGAGCCGAAAGUAUGGAACUGUAAAAUUUCCAGAUACAAUGUAUAAUGCCAUAGGCUCCAAUGUUAACAUGGAUCAUCCAAAUGGCCUGGCAAACUCCACCACUGUAAGUGGGAAAAACAACUAUCAAAACCACGGAAAGAAGACUUCUCUGUCACAAGUAGAAACAAUUGUCUAAGAAGAAUUUAGAGAUAAUGACAGGAGAUGUAUGAGCUCGGAGUCUACUGGUUCGAAGAGACUAACGUGAAUUGGCGCUCUGCCCAACGGGAUAUCACCGUGAACCUACAUGACAAACUCUGCUUUCCGCUGAAGUUGUACGACCAUUUUGACGUGUUUAGCUGUCGGUCUAGCCUAGUAGAAGCUGCAGUCCGUUAUGGUCUUAGCUGCUUUUUAGUCUUGUAGAGGAGCUUUCUGAAAAAGCUCAAGCUGCAGAAACAAGACUGCCGAAACAACGCAAAUAGCUGAUGCUUUUCCCUUUUUUUUUGCAAUGAUUUUGGCGUGUAGACAGAAUUAGGCGCCGACGAGUUUGUAGUUGAUUGGUAAAAUGCCGACCGUUUUACUUAACAACCGUCAAAGGCAAUGCACUUUGUACGUUGUGUUAGUCUUUGCGUUUGAUUUUUGGACUUCUUUUUAAUUAUAACUGAGAAUAAAUCACAACCCAGUGUCUA